AUGUCCUCACGACGAUCAAUCUACUUCAACCCCGCGGCAGCAAAUGAGCGGGCUGCCUCGCCGCGAAUUGAAGGCCUUUCAGCAUUCCACAAAUCCUUUCCCAACUAUGCCCCUACUCCGCUAGUGCAGCUACCACAACUUGCAGCGGAACUAGGCGUUCGCGCCAUCCUCGUCAAAGAUGAGAGCAAUCGGUUCGGUUUACCCUCAUUCAAAGUUCUGGGCGCAUCAUGGGGAUGUUUUCGAGCGAUUGCAUCUCACCUCGAUCUGCCUCCGUCAGUAUCGCUUGAUGAUAUUUCAAGCCGAGCGAGAGAUGCCUCGAUCGUGCUGACAACGGCCUCGAUGGGGAACCAUGGACGGGCAGUUGCGUUUAUGGCUCGACUCCUCGGCAUCGAGGCGAGGAUCUUCGUGCCUCGAUCUUUGAACCAAUGGACCCGUGAUCUUAUCGCUGGGGAAGGUGCUCAAUUGGUUGUUGUUCAGGGUGACUAUGACCAAGCAGUGCAGGAGUCUCUGGAUGCAGCACGGAUCGGGGAGAAUGUACUUCUGAUCCAGGACACUGCCUUUGACGGGUACGAGGACGUUCCCGCCUGGAUAGUGGAGGGAUACUCUACCAUGAUGCAUGAAAUCCAGGGUGAGCUUGCCCAGCUUGACUUGCCGGGAAGCGUGGUGAUAACUCCUGCUGGCGUGGGAAGCCUCGCCCACGCGGUGGCAAAACACUGCAAAUCGCAGAGCACGCCCAUGUCUGUAGUCGCCGUUGAGCCUGACACGGCUGCAUGUCUACAUUCCAGCUUGAAUGCUGGAAAACUGGUCACUGUACAGACCUCUUCUACGAUCAUGGAUGGAAUGGAUUGUGGGACUGUAUCUUCUACUACGUGGCCUGAUCUGAACCGUCUGGUUGAUGCCUGCGUUACAGUUUCAUCCUAUGAAAGUCACCUCGCCGUCCAGUAUCUGACCUCUAACUCUGUGGCAACUGGGCCAUGCGGGGGCGCAUCGUUGGCUGCACUGCGACAGCUAGCUACCUCAAAGCAGGCUGCCUCGCUUCUAAACAAGGAUUCCGUGGUUGUUCUUCUCAGCACCGAGGGCGCGCGUGAGUAUCCGGUUCCAAGAGACGUCUUCGUUGAAGAUGUUGUGGGCUUGACCCAAACUCUCACCCAGAUCAACUCCUCCAACCCGACCUUGUCUGCUACCGAUGGGGCGGGCGAGACCGAGAUUGUGAAUUACCUUGCCGCUUGGUUCGCUCAUCGUGACAUCGAGUAUCACUGGAUUGAGAAAGCCACAGGACGACCAUCCAUCGUGGGAGUCUUGCGAGGUAGCGGAGGGGGCAAGUCCCUUAUGUUCAACGGCCACACCGAUACCGUUAGUCUCUCCAGCUACGAGACAGAUCCCCUGUCCGGAUCCAUUGGGACCAAAAAUGGCAAGGAAGUUGUCCUUGGCAGGGGCUGUCUCGAUAUGAAAGGGGGUCUGGCUGCAGGACUGGCUGCUCUUGCAGCAGCCAAAGCUAGCGGUCAUGUCCCCCGAGGAGAUGUCAUCGUGGCCGCAGUGUCAGACGAGGAGGAUGCCUCCCAGGGAACCCGGGAUGUGAUUGAGGCAGGGUGGCGUGCUGAUGCUGCUGUUCUCCCCGAGCCAACACAGGGUGCGAUUCUUACUGCGCAUAAGGGCUUUGUGUGGGUGGAAGUUGACAUAUUGGGAGUUGCUGCGCACGGGUCAGACCCGGCAGCAGGACAAGAUGCCAUUAUGUAUGCCGGGCCCUUCUUGCAAGCUCUAGAGGAUUACCAAUCUCAACUGCCAGUUGAUGAUCUUCUAGGCCAGGGAUCGCUGCACUGCGGCUUGAUUCGGGGCGGCGAAGAACCCUCCUCAUACCCGGGCAAGUGCACUAUCACUGUUGAAUUCCGUACUGUUCCAGCCCAAACGGAAGAGUCAAUUCUGGGAGAUAUUAGUGCGCUGCUGAAAGGAAUUGCCCAGCAGAAACCUCACUUCAGAUACGCUGCGCCACGCAUAACGAUGUUGCGGCCCACACAGAAGGUAGCAGCGGAUCAUCCAUUUGUACAGAAGACGGUUGCUUCUGCUUCUGCCAUCUUGGGAACCAAGCCUGUUGUUCAGGCUGGAGCAUUCUGGACUGAUGCGGCCUUACUCGGUGCUGUCGGUGUCCCCUCCAUUGUGUAUGGACCAGCAGGAGAGGGCCUCCACGCUAAGGAAGAAUGGGUAGAAGUUGAGAGUCUGCAACAGUUUCAGAAGGUGUUUACUCAGCUCGUGCAGGACUUCUGUUAUUAG
Penicillium bovifimosum is the source of this 2268-nucleotide messenger RNA. Its product is annotated as Peptidase M20. The record is from RefSeq and is a predicted model, not a curated record. The transcript has a single exon. Gene Ontology annotation, molecular function: hydrolase activity. Lineage: Eukaryota; Fungi; Ascomycota; Eurotiomycetes; Eurotiales; Aspergillaceae. The coding region runs from base 1 to 2268 and encodes 755 amino acids.